Messenger RNA from Pistacia vera, 2895 nucleotides. RefSeq names its product arginine decarboxylase. NCBI's taxonomy places the organism in Eukaryota, Viridiplantae, Streptophyta, Magnoliopsida, Sapindales, Anacardiaceae. Gene Ontology annotation, molecular function: arginine decarboxylase activity. Gene Ontology annotation, biological process: spermidine biosynthetic process; L-arginine catabolic process. The transcript has a single exon. The coding region runs from base 566 to 2746 and encodes 726 amino acids. The record is from RefSeq and is a predicted model, not a curated record.
CCUCGUUAGACAUCUUCUUUGAAGAUUAAACGAAACCCUAGCAUCCAUUUCACCUCUCUCUUUCUGUGUCUUUCUAUUCAUUUUAGAUUUCCAUCCUAUUUUUUAUCACUUUCCGGGAAAAUCUCCGGAGCUCUCUCCCUUCUACUGUCUUUCAUUCAACAAAAAGCCAAUCUCCAGAUCUCAUUUAUAUCAAAACAACCUCCCUUCAUUUUCUUUGUAUUUCCUCUUCUUUUGUUGGGUUAGUUAUUGUGUUCAGAUCUGCAUGCUUUCUGCAUUUCUCGGUGCAUAAAUCUUUUCUUCAUUAGGUUUCAUUUCUCUUCUGAAGGUAUAUGUGGGUAUUGCCGCGUAUAAGAGGUUAAAGCGGCGGGGCUGUCUUUCCAUUGUAAUAGAUCUUCUACUGUCAUCUUUUGAGGGGGUAGCCGGGGCCUCGGCCUCGGCGGGUUUUAAAGCCCCCACCUUUACAAACUGGAGAAAAAAAUUCAACCCUAAAACACUAACCCCCCUCAUUUUUUCUUUCUUUCUUCUCUAACCCUUUUUUUAUUCAUCAACCUCGCGGAAGAGGAUCAUGCCUGCCCUCGCUUGCUGCGUAGACGCUGCCGUAGCGCCUCCUGGCUACGCUGCUUUUGCCUGGGAUGGCACGUCCCUUCCCGCUCCGUUCACCGUCCCCACCCCCACCGCCACCAUAGAGAGUGAUUCACAUUGGUCGCCGUCUCACUCGGCGGCCCUCUACAAAAUCGACGGAUGGGGCGCGCCGUACUUUUCCGUCAACUCAUCCGGUAACAUGACCAUCCGUCCUUACGGUGUGGGGACGCUGCCUCACCAGGAGAUUGAUUUGCUUAAGGUUGUGAAGAAAGUUUCGGAUCCGAAAUCAACUGGCGGACUCGGGUUGCAGCUUCCACUUCUUAUCCGUUUACCCGACGUGCUUAAGAACCGUCUCGAAUCUCUGCAGUCAGCCUUUGACUUCGCAGUACAGACUCAAGGCUACGAAGCCCGUUACCAAGGCGUGUUCCCCGUGAAAUGUAACCAGGACCGCUUCGUUGUGGAAGAUAUCGUCAGAUUUGGGUCGCCAUUCCGGUUCGGGUUGGAAGCCGGGUCAAAACCGGAGUUAUUGUUGGCCAUGUCCUGCUUGUGUAAGGGAAACCCGGAAUCUCUCUUGAUUUGCAAUGGAUUCAAAGAUGCAGAGUACAUAAGUCUUGCUUUGCUGGCAAGAAAGCUAGCUCUAAACACAGUGAUUGUAUUAGAGCAAGAAGAAGAGCUUGAUUUGGUUAUUGAUAUAAGCAAGAAACUGAACGUCAGGCCAGUUGUCGGAGUCCGAGCCAAAUUGAGGACUAAACAUUCGGGUCAUUUCGGGUCGACUUCCGGUGAGAAUGGCAAAUUCGGGUUAACAACUGUUCAGAUUUUGCGUGUGGUCAGGAAGCUUGGACAGGCUGGCAUGCUGGAUUGUUUCCAGUUGCUGCAUUUUCAUAUCGGAUCCCAGAUACCCACUACGGCGUUAUUAACUGACUGCGUUAGCGAAGCUGCACAGAUCUACUGUGAACUAGUCCGUCUCGGUGCCAACAUGCAAGUUAUUGAUAUCGGAGGCGGGUUAGGUAUCGAUUAUGACGGGUCAAAAUCUGGUGACUCGGACGUUUCCGUCGCGUACAGUCUUGAAGAGUAUGCAACAGCUGUGGUGCAAGCAAUUCGCUAUGUCUGUGACCGUAAGAAUAUCAAGCACCCUGUGCUUUGCAGCGAGAGUGGUCGUGCUAUAGUCUCUCAUCAUUCUAUUUUGAUCUUUGAAGCCGUUUCUGCUUCUGCCCCAUCUGCCCUGGAGAUGAAUUCCGUUGGUCUUCAGUACUUAAUUGAAGGGUUGACCGAAGAGUGCCGUUCUGACUAUGAAAAUUUGAAAAGUGCAGCAUUGAGCGGUGAGUUUCAGACUUGUUUGUUUCACGCUGAUCAGUUGAAACAAAGGUGCAUUGAACAGUUUAAAGACGGGUCCCUUAAUAUGGAACAAUUAGCCGCGGUUGAUGGGUUGUGUGAAUUAGUUGCUAAAGAGAUUGGUGCGGCAACUGAUCCAGUCCGUACAUAUCAUAUGAAUCUAUCUGUUUUUACUUCAAUUCCUGAUUUCUGGGGGAUUGGCCAGUUGUUUCCUAUAGUUCCGAUUCACCGUUUGGAUGAACGGCCAGGAGUGAGAGGGAUUUUGUCUGAUUUAACCUGUGAUAGUGAUGGUAAGAUUGAUAAGUUUAUUGGUGGUGAUUCAAGCUUGCCUUUACAUGAGAUGGAGGGGGGUGGUGGUGGAGGGAAGUACUAUUUGGGGAUGUUUUUGGGAGGGGCUUAUGAGGAGGCCCUCGGAGGAGUCCAUAACCUGUUCGGUGGCCCAAGUGUUGUACGUGUUUCGCAGAGCGAUGGUCCUCACAGCUUUGCUGUGACUCGUGCUAUGCCAGGCCCGUCUUGUGGGGAUGUCCUCCGAGUGAUGCAGCACGAGCCCGAGCUCAUGUUCGAGACCCUCAAGCAUCGCGCAGAAGAGUAUUGUGGUGACGGUGACACUGAUGAUGAUGACAGUAAUAAUAAUAAUAACUCUAAUUCUGCUUUAGCUAGCAGUCUUGCUCGCUCCUUCCACAACAUGCCUUACCUCGUGGUGCCGGCUUCUUGUUCUUUGACCGCUAUCAAUAAUGGCGGAGGGUUUUACUAUUGCAACGAGGAUGAUUACAGUGCUGUUGUUGAUUCUGGUUCUGGUGAGGACGAGCAGUGGUCUUAUUGCUAUGCUUGAUCAAAUUGAUGAUGAUGUCUCUGUGGACUAUAUGUCCCUUUUUUUUUUUUUUUUUCCCUUAAAUUUUAAUUUUCAUGGUUCUAUUUUUAUCUUGUAGUUUUCAUUUGCAAAAGAUGGAAGCAUGCAGUUGAACAUUGAAAUCUUUUGCA